AUUUAAUUAUACAUGUACAUGUAAUAGGAGACGUUCAAUCAACGAGUGAAGAAUUAUGGUGUUUGGACCAACGCUCAGAAGACCCUCCAGAGCAAGAGAGAUUCCGAAGCUAAGAUGCAAACAACAGGAAAAACUGACAAGCUCGCGAUAGUCCAAGCUGAGAUAAAAGAUUGGGAACAAAAGGAGAAGGAUGCUGAGAAGGCUUUUAACAAAUGCUCAAAAGUUUUGAAAAGAGAAGUAGAACGUUUUGAAACGGUCCGUACUAAGGAAUUUAAGGCAAAGUUUUUAGAACACUUAGAAGCUCUCAUGCACAUGCAAGAGGAGCUCAUUCGUCUCUGGGAAGGAUAUCUCCCUGAUGUGCAGGCCAUUGAGGCUGAAUCUUAGCAACAUGCUCCCCACGUCUUAGCUCUAAGUUUCUGAUAGCACUAAUAAACUGCUCCUGCUGCUGCUCUAUUAUAUUAUUAUUGUAAUUAUUAUUAUACAGUACCUGCUGUGUUUGUGAUAAACUUUAUGAUAUCUAUAUUGUUAUUAUCUAUUGUUAUUAUUAUUGGCAAUUAUUGUUUAUUAUUGGCAAUUUUUUUUUCCUAUUGUUAAUGAAUAUAUCUUUAUAAUGAUCGUUUUAGUAAAUUAAAACUGUGUUUUCCGUA
Amphimedon queenslandica is the source of this 647-nucleotide messenger RNA. RefSeq names its product sorting nexin-2-like. NCBI's taxonomy places the organism in Eukaryota, Metazoa, Porifera, Demospongiae, Haplosclerida, Niphatidae. The transcript has 4 exons. Gene Ontology annotation, cellular component: endosome; endosome membrane. The coding region runs from base 115 to 384 and encodes 89 amino acids. Gene Ontology annotation, biological process: early endosome to Golgi transport. The record is from RefSeq and is a predicted model, not a curated record. Gene Ontology annotation, molecular function: phosphatidylinositol binding.